AUGGCCCAGCAGAGCAUGAAAAUGCGCCCAGUGCUGCUGAAAAGGAACAGCCUGGAUUCAGCAGAUUUUAGGAGACAGCCCCAGCACCGCAGGACCAAAUCCCAGCAAGUUCGAUUCAAGGAUGAUGGAGUCAACACCAAGACAGACCUGGAUGCUAAUCCUGUCCGAGAUACAACACUCACAGCUGGAAAAACAGAAGUAUUUAGGGAUCACAAUUUUUUGCUAGCUCAGUCUCCAACUUUUCCAAGGGCUCAAAAGGGGCUUCGGAAUAUUGCCAUACAAACAUCUCCUAGCCUCAGGAAACACUUCCCAGUUUUUAAAAAGAAAAAGCUGACAGGAAGCAAAUCGUUAACAGAAAUGCCAACAGAGCCUGCAAAUUCUAUCCAGGUAAAUGGCAAUCUUUGUGAACAAGACAUUAUGUCUGCAGAUCUCUGUUACUUGAGAAUAACUAACCAUUUGGAGGAUGGAUGUAGGAAUAGCGAGGUGGACAGUCAGUUAAAUCAAAGAUCAUCAAAAGCACAAAGCAAUGGACCUAUCUGUUCAGAUGAUUUCUCACUAUCAGAGAAGACAACUGCGUCUACACAGGUGCCUGAAUACAUACAUGUGAGUUUUCCACAAGACAGAAAUGUUUCCAUGGAUGCAGGAGACACCACCAUAAACUCAAGUAAUUCACUGCAUUCUUCUACUGUCAUCAACAGCAACGAGAGCAAUGAAAACAGCACACUGUCAUCUGAUUCUGAAAGAGCAGAGCCUUUCCCAAACAAUUCCCCAAACUGUAGUGAAUGUAAUCCCUGUUCUGCUGCUUGUGAAGCAGAGAAAAGUGAUUCUGAGCUACUUGCAGCCAGCAAAGAUGCAAGCAGUAAGGAAACUACUCCAUUGUCACCUCCAUCAAAUCACAGUUCAUCUCCUUGUUUCCUCAGAGACUGUCACCAGGCAGGAGAGCACAAACCAGAUUCUACCUGCAUGACCUUACCAGAUGAGGCUCACACAAUAACGUCAUUGACCAGCAGCAAUUCAUCAAAACCUAUUCUGUCAUGUAAUACAGAAAUCGAGAAAAAUUCUACUCAGUCAGAUGUCUCCCAGUGUAACAGCUGUUUAGAAGGAUUUCACAUAAAGUCCUGUCCACCAAGGAAUGAAAUCAAACCGCAAACCAACAAAGAUGUUAGCGAAGUAAAUCAAAUUCACUUGGCACAUGGUGAACUCUGUGCCCUCCAAGGCAGGCUGCAGUCUGUAGAGGAAUCUUUGCAGUCAAACCAGGAGAAGAUUAAAGUCCUUUUGAAUGUAAUCCAAGACCUGGAAAAAUCCAGAGCGCUCAGUGAGGGACGUAACUUCUAUCACACCGGUCAAGACCUCAACAACUGCAGCACCUGCCAGAACACAGCAUGCAUCAUUUACAGUGUAGAAUAUGACUUCAGACAACAAGAAGGAAGAUUUCAUCAGAUUUUGAAAACACUGGAUCAUGCAGAGGAAAAUCCAGCCUCAGCUUCACCUCAGAAUCCACCACCUGAUCCUCCAGCUCCCGAAAAAAAGGAGUUAAGGAGAAAAACAAAAAAGGUGAAAAGAAAAUGCUUCUGGUGGAUUUGA
Molecule: messenger RNA, 1584 nt
Organism: Acanthisitta chloris (rifleman)
Lineage: Eukaryota; Metazoa; Chordata; Aves; Passeriformes; Acanthisittidae
Gene: INSYN2B
Product: family with sequence similarity 196, member B
Exons: 3
Coding region: 1-1584 (527 amino acids)
Biological process (GO): inhibitory postsynaptic potential
Cellular component (GO): postsynaptic density
Source: RefSeq, a predicted model, not a curated record